CCCCGACGACGGCAACUCAAACUUCCAAGAUUUGGUCUCACAGCAUCCAACUUGGCUCAAAGUUGGCGGCUCCAGCCUUGCUCUGCAUUCGUUUCUUCCGGCCCCCGUGUAACAGGCUUCAUCUUGCGGCCGUUCCAGCUACACGGCUCUGGUCGUCUCUGAUCUCUUAUUACCUCCAUCAUUCCCUGCAUCUGCAACCUACGGCUUGGCAUCCCGGCUGGUCGGCGACGCCUGCAGCACACACACACACACACACACACACACACACACACAAACGGAAGACGCGCCGAAAUUGCUCCUACCUGAUUCUAGAAGAUAUAAGAAAGAGAGAAAGGGAAUAAAAAAACACCAUCCAUCUGUUUUGUUAGAAGCUCUCGACAGAACCAAGGCCCGCCCAACAUGAGUGAGUUGCAAAGAGCUUGGGCCAAGAGGAAACUCGACCCCAUGCAUCCUCUGCCGGAGCCCCUCAAUGACCUCGACGAGGAACCCGAGACCGAUCAGCUCCCCGAGUUGCCGGAGCACAUGGACGACGGAGACUCCUCUUCGGCCUCGUCCGCUUCGUCAGCUUCUUCUACCGGCACUAUCAUCCCGUCUCCGAGUCAGAACCUCUUUGCUCGGCCGCAAGGAGUGUCGAGGGGCCGCACGCUGGAGCAAAUCCCAUGGACGACCUACUUUGAGCGAGAGCUGUUUCUGAAACCCAAGGUCGGCGAUGAGCUCUCUGCCACCGUGACCUACCAUGCCUACCUCAAUUCUCCUGUCGGAAAGGGACCCCUCUUCGUCAUGCACCACGGCGCCGGCUCUUCUGGCCUCUCGUUCGCCGCCCUCUCGUCCGAGAUUAGAAAACGCCUCCCUUCGGCCGGCAUUCUUUCUCCGGAUGCUCGCGGCCAUGGCUUGACGGUCAUCACGGACGGCACCGAGCUCGAUCUCAAGCUCGAUGUCCUGACGGAGGACCUGUUCAGCGUCAUCCAGCUGACAAAAGCCCAGAUGUCCUGGCCGGAGCUUCCUCCCGUCAUACUCAUCGGACACUCGCUGGGCGGCGCCGUCGUCACGGAUCUGGCCAAGUCGGGAAAAUUGGGCAAUUCCCUGCUCGGGUACGGAGUUCUGGACGUGGUGGAAGGCUCGGCGAUGGACGCUCUUCAAAGCAUGCUCACGUACCUUUCAACGCGACCUACCGGCUUCGCCAGUUUACAGUCCGGAAUAGACUGGCAUAUCCGCUCGCGCACCGUCCGCAACUCGGUGUCGGCGCGGACGUCAGUGCCAGCGCUUCUGGUGUACGACGACUCCAACGACCCGACGAGGCCGUGGAGAUGGCGAACUGAUCUGGCGGCGACGCAACCAUUCUGGGAAGGCUGGUUCGUCGGCUUGAGCAAGAAGUUUCUGGAGGCGAGAGGUGGGAAACUGCUUCUGCUGGCGGGUACGGACAGGUUAGACACGGAGUUGACAAUCGGUCAGAUGCAGGGCAAGUACGCAUUACAAGUGUUCCCAGAAGCCGGGCACUUCAUCCAAGAAGAUCUUCCAGAGAAGACGGCGCUGGCAGUCGUGGACUUUUACAGGCGGAACGACAGGAGUGCUUUCGUCAUGCCGCCCAAGGUUGGCGAUCUGCUAAAGCAAGGCAAGAGAGUCUAGGGAUCUUGUCCCUGUGUGAAUACGAUUCCACAGCGAAAGCAUGUAGCCAUCCUUUUCUCUUCUCGUGUAUUCAUAGUUAUACCCCUCCUGGCUUUUGUGAGCUUGGGCAACCAGAUCAUAAGCAAGUUAUGCAAUGAUUGAACCAUCAAGUCGAGCAAUUUCAUCCAGCUCGUCCCAAUUGUGGGUGAC
This is a messenger RNA of Colletotrichum godetiae, 1815 nucleotides long. Its product is annotated as protein phosphatase methylesterase 1. The transcript has 3 exons. NCBI's taxonomy places the organism in Eukaryota, Fungi, Ascomycota, Sordariomycetes, Glomerellales, Glomerellaceae. Gene Ontology annotation, biological process: protein demethylation. The coding region runs from base 400 to 1626 and encodes 408 amino acids. The record is from RefSeq and is a predicted model, not a curated record. Gene Ontology annotation, molecular function: protein methylesterase activity.